AUGAAGGACUACCAGAAUACCCUCUCCCUGGUGUUUGCUGUGAAAGAAAUCAAUGAGAAUCCUAACAUCGUACCGAAUAUGAGCUUUGGGUUCAACCUCUUUGAUAGCUUCGUAAAUACAAGGAUGACUUAUCAGAACACCCUGAAACUUCUGUCCACCACAGAAAGGAUUGUCCCCAACUUCAAAUGUGACAAGAAAAGAAAUAUGAUGGCUGUUAUUGGAGCACUUGACUCUGACAUCUCCCUUCACAUGACUACCAUCUUAGGCAUCUACAAGAUUCCACAGAUCGCUUAUUGUGUAUUAGCUCCAGUGAGGAGGACCGAGUUGCAGCUCCAAACCUUCUUCCGGACGGUGCCCAAUGAGAAAUAUCAAUAUGCAGGGAUUGUCAAGCUACUUCUUCAUUUCCAAUGGACGUGGGUUGGACUUGUUGCAUCAAAUGAUGAAAAUGGAGAGAAGUUUAUACAAAUCUUAGGGCCAAUGCUUUCCCAGCAUGGAGUCUGCACAGCCUUCAUUAAAAAAUUACGAGGCUUGUCUCAAGGGUUGGGUCGUUUCAGACCAAUGGAAGUCGAUCGGAUUACGGCCACUAUAAAAAUGGUCUCAGAAGUCAAUAUAUUAGUUCUAUAUGCAGAACCUCAGACCAUUUCAGCUGUGAGAUGGAUGGUUUAUUUUGCUUCAUUUUAUGAAGAUAUUGCAAAGAUUUCUAUAGGCAAAGUGUGGAUUUUGACAGCCCAAUGGGCCUUCUCAGCAGAAAUAUUGCAAAGGCAGGGGGAUAUUCAAUUCUUUGAUGGUUCCCUGUCUUUAGCAAUUCACACAGAAGAAGUCCAGGGAUUUAAAGAAUUCCUUCAGACCCUAGACCCGAACUCUCCAAAUGGAGAUGGGUUCCUCCACGCUUUUUGGGAAAAGACAUUCGACUGCUUAUUUUCUGAUUCCAAUGACCCCAAUGACAGCAGAGACACAUGCACUGGCAAAGAGAGUCUGGAGAGCCUUCCUGGGCCCAUUUUUGAAAUGACCAUGACUGGUCAAAGUUACAGCACCUAUAAUGCGGUUUAUGCCAUUGCAUAUACUUUGCACAAGAUUCUCUCAUCCAGACCAAAACACAGAAGGAUGGCAGGCAGAGGUGGACUCCAUCCUCCCAAACUGCAACCUUGGCAGCUUCCCUCUUUCCUGAGGAGUAUCUCCUUCAACAACAGUGCUGGGGACUUUGUGUCUUUUGAUGAGAAUGGGGAAUUGGCAGCUGGAUUUGACGUUAUUAACUGGGUUACUUUCCCCAACCAAACCUUCUUGCGAGUGAAAGUAGGAAAGGUAGAACCACAGGAAUCGCACAAUGUCGACUUGAGCAUGGAUGAAGAAGCCAUCACAUGGCACAAAGCAUUCAAUCAGGUGCUGCCCCUUGGUUUGUGCAAUGAUCGGUGCCAGCCAGGCUACAGCCGGAAAAAGAAGGAGGGGCGGCCAUUUUGUUGCUAUGACUGUGCUUCAUGUCCAGAUGGGAUGAUUUCAAAUCAAACGGAUGCGGAUUAUUGUUUCAAAUGCCAAGAAGGACAAUUUCCAAACCACAACAGAGAUCAUUGCAUUCCCAAGAGCCAACAUUUUCUUAGCUACACAGAGCCUUUGGGAAUCACAUUAGCUGCCUUAGCUCUGCUCUUUGCUCUGGUCACAGCCUUGGUCCUUGGUGUCUUCUCUAAGAACAGGGACACUCCCAUUGUCAAAGCCAACAACCGGGACCUCACCUACACUCUGCUCCUUGCCCUCUUGCUCUGCUUCCUCUGCUCCUUGCUCUUCAUUGGCCAGCCUCACCCAGUCAGCUGCUCUUUACGACAAACGGCCUUUGGCAUCAUCUUCUCCAUUGCGGUGUCUUGUGUCUUGGCCAAAACCAUCACGGUGGUUCUGGCCUUCAUGGCCACCAAACCAGGAUCCAGGGUGAGGAAAUGGGUGGGGAAAUCUCUGGCCAACUCUGUUCUUCUGGGUUGCUGCUCACUUCAGGCCAGUAUUUGUGUUCUUUGGCUCUGUACGGCUCCCCCCUUCCCAGAUGUGGACAUGAACUCUCUGGCAGAGGAAAUCAUCCUGGAAUGCAACGAAGGCUCUGCUCCCAUGUUUUAUUGUGUCCUGGGGUACCUGGGAUUCCUGGCCAGUGUCAGCUUCACCAUGGCUUUCCUGGCCAGGAAGUUGCCAGACAGUUUCAACGAAGCCAAGUUCAUCACUUUCAGCAUGUUGGUGUUCUGCAGCGUUUGGCUGUCCUUUGUUCCCUCUUAUCUGAGCACCAAAGGAAAACAGAUGGUGGCUGUGGAGAUCUUCUGCAUCUUGGCCUCCAGUGCAGGCUUGCUCGCUUGCAUCUUCUUCCCCAAAUUGUACAUAAUCCUUCUGAGGCCCGACUUGAACAGCAAAGACCACCUGAUUCUGAGGAGCAAAUAA
Messenger RNA from Podarcis muralis (Common wall lizard), 2409 nucleotides. Its product is annotated as vomeronasal type-2 receptor 26-like. Gene Ontology annotation, cellular component: plasma membrane. Lineage: Eukaryota; Metazoa; Chordata; Lepidosauria; Squamata; Lacertidae. Gene Ontology annotation, biological process: G protein-coupled receptor signaling pathway. Gene Ontology annotation, molecular function: G protein-coupled receptor activity. The record is from RefSeq and is a predicted model, not a curated record.